CACAGUCCAGCCAUAGUAAACAAAACGCGACGUUCGGGGUUCGCUGCCCAUUUUUAAUGCAAUAAAAAUAAAAGCGAAAGGCAAGGCGCAAACACGCAAUUGGCCGUCGCCCUACCUUCUGAGGCCAUAAAUCCGGGAUUAAGCGUUUUUGAUCGUAGCCGCAACCGUGUUUCCUCGAGUGUGGUGUUGUCCCACUGCUGUGGAAGGAAAAUUCUGCGUAGCAAACAAACCGGUCGGUCUUGUACAUACAUUGUAUAUAUACAUAGUAUAUACACACAGACACUAGUUCGGACGCGUACAUGGCCGAGAAAAGCGUUGCAGUGCAUUUUGUGUGGCAAAUUAAUUGCGCCGAGUGUCUCGAAAAACAUCAUUUGCCUGCCGCAGACGUAAUUAUUGGCGUCCAUAUGCCCCUGCUCAGCCGCGGGGGUGAAGGUGUGUGCAUGUGAGCCUGCGAGGGUGGUGCGCCGAAAGCUCGCGUAUUGUGAAUUGCCGUGCAAACAUAUACAGACCCACCCCACGACUUCCCGCUCCGACAGCAGCGAGUGUUCCACUUUUGGCUGUCCUGAUUUCCCUGCAGUGCAGCCAAGACGUCAGCUUCCUCACGGGCGUGUUCUUCGCGGUGUCCUAAUUUCUGGGAACGCAGCGUAGGAGAUCGAAGGACCCCGAACCAGGACAUUUGCAGCAUGCUUGAGAGCUGCGGCAGCAGCUCUCCGCUUGACUCCCCGAUGCAUUUCGGGCACAACGAGAUCGUUGGCUUAGAUGCGCUAGCCUAGGAUUGGACUGCGAUAAGAUGUCGUCGAGCAACGGCGGACUCACCAGUGCCAGUAACGGCCGCAGCGGUAGCACCGGCAGCGCAAACAUAAACCUUAAUCUCAAGGGCCAGGAGCGGGUUGUAGGAGCGGCCUCUGGGGCUGGUGGAUCAGGUGGCACGACCACGUCAAUUACACAUAAAACACUGCCGGACCUGAAGACGCAGAGGAGCAAUAGCGCAUGUACCGCCCACGAGUCACUUACCGCCCUUCGUCGCAUCGCGCUGCCGGAAAAAUCGGCCGAGAAGCCGCUAAGCUAUGCUGCGCCCCAAAGCCGGGCCUUCAGCAAAGAGGCUAAGGACGGCCACCUGGUAUACUGCGAUGGGCGGCUACACUCGGGUCCGCUGCAAUCACUCAUUGUCCACAUGGUCCCUACCCACGAAUACUACCCGGAUGACGGAUUUGUUUUCGCAUUCCUCCUUAGCGCCAGGCUUUUUGUGCGCCCCCACGAACUUUUAGCGCAGAUCUCUCAGACUUGGGAACAGCAGCAGCAGGGCGUGAGCGCCGGCGGAGACGUGGUGGACGAUGCCGGACAGGUGCCAGGCCGACCCCAGCUGCUUAGCAUCAACUCCGCUUCGCCGCUGACGCAGCGGAAGGGAUCCGCGGCGGCUGUUGCCGCUUCCAGUUCAGAGCUGGAGCCGCGACCGCAGCAGCGGACGAGCACUCAGCGCUCUGCUCAGUACUGCAUAAGGCUACUGUCGGAAUGGAUCGAGAUCUUUCCGUACGACUUCAGAGAUGAGCGGCUAAUGCAACAGGUUCGCAUUUUGGCAAGGAAGUGCGUGUACAUCGACAAUUCGCUGGGCAAGCAGGUAUCGCGCAUACUGCAGCUACUAGUGUCCCGGCUAACGUCACUAGAGCAGUACGAGGAGUUUCUGCAGACGCUCACCACGGAGGAGGCACAGAGUCAACAGCAGCAGCAGCAACACCACCACCACGGACAUCAUCAUCACUUGCACAAUGCCUUUCAGACCUUUUUGGGCACCUCUUCCCAUGCUAACGGUGCCAGUGGCGGCGGAUCAACCAGCGGCACCUCUAAUUCCUCCUCAAGUGGCCACACCUCCUCUGCCUCCACCUCCAACUCGAUCUCCACAACUCCACAGCCGGACGAAGUGUUCGGCAUUAUGGACAUGUGUCCAAGCUGUGCCGACUUGGCACACCAGCUGACUGCCAUCGAGCUGGAGCGCUUGUCGCACAUUGGGCCGGAGGAGUUUGUCCAAGCCUUCACAAAGGAUUACCAGCAGAAGGCGAAGGAUGGGAGCAAGGAGGGCGGCAAAGGCAAAUGCAUUGGAGGCGGUGGUGGUUCGUUGAACGACAUGAAAAAGACACGGAACUUGGAGUCUUAUGUGCAAUGGUUCAAUCGCCUCAGUUAUUUGACGGCCAGCGAGAUUGUCAAGUACCCUAAGAAAAAGCAGCGUGUGCGUAUUAUAGAGUAUUGGAUUGAGACAGCCCGCGAGUGCUUCAACAUUGGCAACUUUAAUAGUCUGAUGGCCAUUAUAGCUGGUCUAAACCUGGCGCCCAUAGGCAGACUCAAGAAGACGUGGGCCAAAGUGCAAUCGGCCAAGUUCUCCGUGCUGGAACAUCAAAUGGAUCCAACAUCGAACUUCAACAGCUAUCGCUCCACGCUCAAAGCUGCGAUGUGGCGCUCGGAGGGUGCUACUGAGGAACGAGAACGCAUAAUCAUUCCAUUCUUUAGUUUAUUUGUUAAGGACUUGUACUUUCUGAACGAGGGCUGUUCAAAUCGGCUGCCAAACAAUCAUAUCAACUUCGAGAAGUGCUCCCAACUGGCCAAACAAGUGAUGGAGUUCAAUGAGUGGAAAAAAGUGAACUGUCCCUUCGAGAAGCUGCCCAACAUCAUAGCCUAUCUUCAACACAGCGCAGUGCUCAAUGAGAACACUCUUUCGUUGGCAUCCUUCGAGUGUGAGCCGCCAGAGAACACGGAGGAGAAGGACCGCUACAAGACCGUAAAGGCGGAGACAAAGCAACAACUGCUACAGCAGCUGCAAGAGCAGCAACAAUAGUCGCAGUAACCACUAUGUAGAGGGUAGACUAAGCUACGCUUAAGCGCUUGCCAUGAUUAUUUUUUCACUAGAGCCGUAAGACCGGGGAUAUUUUAGUCUAAGUUAAUGAGAAAGAUGAGUACAGAGGGUCAACAAGCCCCAAGCCCUGAUUAGCCCCUUGCUGCGAAAGAAAAGCUUUUGAAGCUAAAUUUUGUCAAUCAUUUUUAUUUUCACUCACUCGCUUUCUCUUUUUGUUCCUGUCCCGUAUUUCCUCUGAUGGGUCGCGGCGGGUUUUUUGAAGAGAAGCUCCGAAACGCGCGCAAUAACUUUAUUUAUUUAACUAGACGACUAGAAGGGUGGAAACAACGAACCAAUGUACUUAAAGCCUUAUAUGGCUAACAGCUAAUGCAACUAAUUUAGCUAUUAACGUGGCAUUUUUGGUAUAAUUUAUGAUAUCAUAAUUAUGACCAAAACCAUUUGACAAAUCUGCUUGAGUACGCGAUGUUCGUACGUGACCAGUAUUUAUAUUUAUGUAUACAAUUUUAUAGCUAAAUGAAAUCUUUUUGAUAUUUCUUUACGAUUACAACCGAAUAUAAUCCGACGGAUUACAUGAUGAUUCUUUCUCGAGGCUUUUCUGUAUCAGUAACAUUAUAUCCGCAAAUUAUCAGUCCCUGAGCAUAAACAUUUUUGUACAAUUAAGAAAACCAACAGAACAACAAUUAGGAAAAGCAAAGUAGAAACGGACACUUUGUGGUAAAAAGAUACUUUUCCAAAAAAUUUGAUUUUUUACGAUGCAGUUGCAAGAUUAAAUAAUAGUGUGGAUUAAAUCAUAAAUGAUAUUAGCUAUAAAGGGACUAAACACAACAUUAAUGAUUAAAACUGCUUUCGAAUAAAGGAUAUGAACAAAACCAGUUCUUAUAACAAAA
Molecule: messenger RNA, 3732 nt
Organism: Drosophila elegans
Lineage: Eukaryota; Metazoa; Arthropoda; Insecta; Diptera; Drosophilidae
Product: ras-GEF domain-containing family member 1B
Exons: 5
Coding region: 791-2827 (678 amino acids)
Biological process (GO): Ras protein signal transduction; positive regulation of GTPase activity
Cellular component (GO): plasma membrane
Molecular function (GO): guanyl-nucleotide exchange factor activity
Source: RefSeq, a predicted model, not a curated record